UAACUCGCGGUAAAGUAAAAGUACUUUGUUGGCAGCUUAAAAUGCCUAACUAAUUUGUGAUUACCGAAUAAUUAAUUAAUUACUGCUGCUAGGAAAGGUAAAUACAAUCGCUGCUGGUCAAAGUGCGUUGUAGAGGCAGCGACGUCCCAACUGCAUAAAACUCUUACGUUUACGCCGUGAAGAGCUACCGCCAUCGGAUCCGCACUUCAAAUGUGACAACGCCCCGUUCGCUUUCUGCUCACUAAACUUCGUCUCCAUUGCUCUCGCGAAACCGGAUCCGAAUCUCUGAAACGUUAGAUCCAGAUCGAUUCGCGCUUGAUCUGAUCUCCGUGCUUCCUUGAUUGAUCGAGAUCGGUUAACGGAGGCACCGUCGUACGCGAAUCGGAGCUCGGAGCGAGGGAGAGGGAGACGGGAAUCGGGAAUCGGGAGCAUGAAUAUCCAUGGCGGCGGCGGCAGAGGAGGAGUGGUGGAAUGCAGUGUUUGUCACUCCAAGUUGGGGCUCUCGCCCCACUCCAGGGCGGUGUCCAAGGCCUACGAUCGCCACCGGACUGACGUCUCCUUGAAAACGCGCGCCUUUAACGUGUUUUUGGUCGUCGGUGACUGCAUCCUGGUUGGCUUGCAGCCUAUACUGGUGUAUAUGUCGAAAGUGGAUGGGAAUUUUAAGUUUAGUCCCAUUAGUGUCAAUUUUUUGACCGAGAUCGCGAAGGUUAUCUUUGCAUGCGUGAUGCUGUGCUUACAGAGUAGGAAUCAGAAAGCUGGAGAAAAGUCUCUUCUUUCUCUUUCUACAUUUGUCCAGGCAGCAAAGAACAAUUGUCUUCUGGCUGUUCCAGCCCUAUUUUAUGCUAUUAAUAACUACCUGAAGUUCAUCAUGCAGCUGUAUUUUAACCCAGCAACAGUUAAGAUGCUGAGUAACCUCAAGGUUUUGGUCAUAGCAAUUUUGUUAAAGAUAAUCAUGAGAAGACGAUUUUCCAUACUUCAGUGGGAAGCUCUUGCACUUCUGCUUAUAGGUAUUAGCGUGAAUCAGCUGCGGUCUCUACCCGAGGGCUCUACAGCUAUGGGGCUUCCUGUAGCAACAGCAGCAUAUCUAUACACACUGAUUUUUGUUACUGUUCCAUCCCUGGCUUCAGUUUAUAAUGAGUAUGCAUUGAAGAGCCAAUUUGACACAAGCAUUUAUCUUCAGAACUUAUUUUUAUACGGUUAUGGUGCAAUCUUCAAUUUUCUCGGAAUACUUAUAUCUGCCCUUUUCAAAGGACCUGAUAGCUUGGAUAUUUUACGAGGACACUCAAAGGCAACUAUGUUUUUGAUAUGCAACAAUGCUGCGCAAGGCAUCUUGUCCUCAUUUUUCUUCAAAUAUGCAGAUACAAUCCUGAAGAAGUAUUCAUCAACUGUCGCCACCAUUUUUACUGGAAUAGCAUCUGCUGUUCUGUUUGGUCAUACCUUGACUAUGAAUUUCAUUUUAGGGAUCUCCAUUGUGUUCAUCUCAAUGCAUCAGUUCUUUUCAAACGCAUCAAAAGUCAAGGAUGAGACACAGAAUGGUAGUCUGGAAAUAAUAGAAACUGAGAAUAACUUCAGGUCGAAGGACACAUCAUUUUUAGAUAUGGCAGCUGGAGCCCAUGAGGAUGCAACUCACCGUGUUAAACAUGAUGAAAGAGAACCACUUCUCCCUAGAUGAAAUUAUCAUAGGGAAAUUAUUUCAGGUAUAUGAUUGGAGCAGCAUUCUUUGGCUGAUCAAUACAGACAGUACAGAUGUUGGAUGUUGGACCAUUUUAAUGAUAAUUUCAUCAACAAUAUGUUACAACGAUUCUUUUUCCUAUUCCCAUUCAGAGAGGUUGACAAAUCUCCCAUGAGAGAGCACACCUUGUGACGAUUUUGAAGCCUGUUUUAGGGGAUCCUGGUAUAGAAGGAAUAUUGUAUUUAUUGCAUUUACUACAUAGUAAAGUAGUUGCAACACCUACCAUACUUUUCCAUUUAAUACUGCAUACACAUAUAUCUUUUACUCAGGCCAGUGCAUUUUGUGGCCGCAAGCAGACAGAUUUAGACUAUAAAAGUACUAUGUUCUAUCUU
Molecule: messenger RNA, 2064 nt
Organism: Ipomoea triloba (trilobed morning glory)
Lineage: Eukaryota; Viridiplantae; Streptophyta; Magnoliopsida; Solanales; Convolvulaceae
Product: CMP-sialic acid transporter 5-like
Exons: 15
Coding region: 431-1672 (413 amino acids)
Biological process (GO): pyrimidine nucleotide-sugar transmembrane transport
Cellular component (GO): Golgi membrane
Molecular function (GO): pyrimidine nucleotide-sugar transmembrane transporter activity
Source: RefSeq, a predicted model, not a curated record